Molecule: messenger RNA, 520 nt
Organism: Sinocyclocheilus grahami
Lineage: Eukaryota; Metazoa; Chordata; Actinopteri; Cypriniformes; Cyprinidae
Product: proteasome subunit alpha type-6-like
Exons: 3
Coding region: 58-417 (119 amino acids)
Cellular component (GO): proteasome core complex
Source: RefSeq, a predicted model, not a curated record
AAGCUUUAAUAUUGCGUGUUGGUUGUUUGUGCACAACUUGCUGUACAAAGUUCCUUUAUGUGUUGUGUUGUCGUAUCUUUUCCAGGCAUGAUUGUAAUUGGUGUAGAUGAGGAGCUCGGGCCACAGGUGUAUAAGUGUGACCCAGCAGGUUAUUACUGUGGCUUCAAGGCCACGGCUGCAGGUGUCAAGCAGACAGAGGCUACAAGCUUCCUGGAGAAAAAAAUGAAGAAGAAACUUGACUGGACCUUUGAGCAGACAGUUGAGACGGCGAUCACUUGUUUAACAACUGUUCUGUCGAUCGAUUUCAAGCCAUCUGAGUUGGAGGUAGGCGUCAUCACAGCAGAGGAUCCGAAAUUCAGGAUUCUGUCAGAGUCAGAGGUGGACACUCAUUUGGUGUCUCUGACUGAGAGGGACUGAGAUCUCCAGGGUGCUGCUCACAGUAUUAAGAUACGUAGGAUCCCGUUCUGAGCUUUUGUUCUUAUGUAAAUUCCCCGUUCCAUUAAAUACAUUUUGAGAAAAA